This is a messenger RNA of Aspergillus oryzae RIB40, 501 nucleotides long. Its product is annotated as enoyl-CoA hydratase/isomerase family protein. Bases 1 to 501 code for a protein of 166 amino acids. The record is from RefSeq and is a predicted model, not a curated record. The transcript has 2 exons. NCBI's taxonomy places the organism in Eukaryota, Fungi, Ascomycota, Eurotiomycetes, Eurotiales, Aspergillaceae.
AUGUACGUCAUACUCACGAUCGAACCAGAUAUUAGUCUUAGAAUUGUUGUCAUGGAAGAGACAGUCAGACUUGCAACUGCCAGAAUGAUACCAGCUCCGCCUCCUGUUGAUAUUCCCAAGUCGUACGAGACACUUCUUCUGACUGAUGUCAAGGUAUCGCAUCAUCCGGAGGGUGCCCCGGUAGCAACGCCAGUAGUGGUGGUGACACUGAAUCGACCGGAUAAGAACAAUGCAUUCUCCACACAUCUCAUGGACGCCUUUGAGAAGCUCUAUCCCCUGUUUGACGUACACGAGCGCGUCAAAGUCGUCGUGUUGACCGCGACAGGGAAAAUCUUCUGUGCUGGCGCCGACCUAAAGGAACCGUACAAACCAGCCAAGGAGCGACCGCUCGACUUUCGCGACCCACAUACUAAGCAUGCAGUGGCAGUCGCAUGGCCCUCGCCAUCUACCGAUGCCGCAAACCCACCAUCGCCGCCCUCCAAGGAUCCGCCGUCGGCAUAG